CGCAACUACGAAUAAUUCCGCAAUAUCGUAUGUACUUCCGGUUUUUAGAAUUUAUGCACUUGUACAGAUCUGUGUGGGAUUAAAUCGAUAUUUUUCACAUUUUAACAACAAAUUUUGCAAGAUUAACCUUGUCAACCAGAAGUGUGACUUUUGGACGACAAUUGCUGCUCCACAGAUUAAGACAAAGGAUAAUAUCUUAAACAAGCAAACUAUCGAAAAGAUAAAUAAAGAAGCCAACUAAAGCAGGAAAAGUUCAAAGAUUUCUUUGAAUUUUUCACUAACCGUCGUGACGGCUCAGUUAGUCAUCACGGAGUUACUUUGCAGUCACAUCUGUUUUACCAAUAGGAUUUACCAACAAGAUCUCACAUAGCCUGACUUCCCUCUAUGUAAGAAGACAAUGGCUUUACUUGGAAGAGACAACAGCGAAGAUCUGAAUUAUAUUAAAGAAACAGAACCAUUUCUCUCAACAUCAUCUAGUCAUGGGGGAAACCUCGAGUCUAAUGGCAGACAAGAUAUUGCUCUCUUGCCAGGCCCUAUUCCUUGCGUUUCGACGGCACCUGUACCAUUUUCCCAGUUAGAGGAAGAGAGUAGGCCCCGUCUUUCAAGCUUCAGGAGUUCUUUUAACGAAGAUGUCGAAAAACUGUUUUCUAUGCCGGAGAAGUUUGACAUUGCAGCACUAUCAUCUGGGUCAGAGCUUGUUACUUCUAACCGUAGUGACCCUAACUUCCAGAUUGGUGCUCAAGUUAUGGAGAAGCAAUUCCUAGAUGAUAUUGAAGUUGAGAACUUUUCAAACCAUCGAACCUCUAGAUUUCCUCAUCAGCACCACCCACUUAAAGCCAUGAGGAGUAAAUCGUUUAAACAUGCCCCUCCAUCUCAGGAAAAAGUAAAGAAAAAGAAGAAGAAGAAGAAAAGAAAAAUGAAGACUCCUAAAAGUUUUCCCUCUCGAUCGGCGAUAUUGUCACCUACCAUUCAUGAAGUCGAGAAUGAAGAAGAUCAUUCAUUGAACCUGUCCUCCUCAAGUUCCUAUGAAACAGACGGCAUGGAAUCUGAGACAGAGAGACAAGAAAAUGGGAUAACAUAUACCCUUAUGGAUACAGGGAUGCACCAGCCUGAAAACGGAAACUUUAAAGAAAUCGAACAACCCGACUCUGCAGACCUAAUUGAAAAGGAAAGGUCCAGUUUUAGAGAUCUUAUCAGCAGUGAUACAAAAAGAGAUGAUGAUGUUAUUGGGCUUAAUCGACAAGGCUCUGAGCCUAAUGACUUCAAGCUGGAUCUCUCUGAUGAUGAUAAUCUGAAAGUUUCCCCCGCCAUUAUUCUAACUUCACCCUCGCCAAUUCAUUUUGAAUACCCUACAUCUCCUGUCAACUCUUCAGCAUUGAAGCCUCAAUUUCAGCUUGGGCCCGUUUCAUCUGGUGCCUCUUCCACUGAAGACAUUCAGCAUUUGGGUAAAGUCUGGCCUAUCAAAAAGAAUGGUAAUGGGUCCAAAGAUGAUGACAAAGUUGUAUUUUAUUUUGGCGACACUGAAUCAGUCAGUUCUAAACAAAAUACGCCGAAGAAAACGUUUUACUUAGCUGAUGAGAAUUCUUUGUCGUCACGAAAGAAAGAGUCGGAAGUAGGAUCAUUUAAUUCUGUGACAUCAUCAAUGUCUAAUCCCGCAGACACGGAAUCGAUAUAUUCGGGAACAUCUGUUUCACAGGGACCUCCAGACACAAACUGGAUUGAUGUACUGUCCGAUGCCAGUGCAGAACCUCUGCUGUCACAAAGUGCAUCACAGGAAGGAGCUAAAAGUAUAAAGGAGGCUGUAGGGUCCAGCAAGGUCAAAUUUCAUAUGGGUAUGGACGAGGAUUCAGAACCACAAAAUAAAGUCACAUUUAAAAUGGGGGCAGACAGUAACUCUAAUCUAGAGGCUUUGGACAAAGAAAAUGACCCAUCUGUAGAGCAAGUGGUUCAUAAUCAGAGUAGGAGAGGUUCAAAGUCAAAAGAUAGGCGGCCACACAAGCACCGUCAUCACCAUCACCACCAUGAGCAUUAUAAACAAGAAGAUUUGUUGCUACGACGACAGAAGGGAAGUGAAGUCCACUUGGACCAAAACCUUCACCGUGUACCAACUGAAGCUGAUGAGGCUAAUUUACUACAAACUGCUGACUUGGAUGAAAUGGCCAGCCACAGAUUGGAGAACUUACAAGGAAUAAGGAGACAUAAAAUCAACAGGAAAAAACGUAAUGCCAUGGCGUCCAUUGUCCAUAUUGGAAAGGCUGACAAAGGGAAGAAAAAGUUUUACAAGGAACCAAAGAAAAAGUUUGAUCAUAGUCCACAUGAGGUGUUUGUAGAACUUGAUGAGUUGUAUGUCGGAGAGUCUAAGGAAUUUGAAUGGAGAGAAAAAGCUCGUUGGAUCAAGUUUGAGGAAGAUGUAGAAGAAGGAGCAGAAAGAUGGGGGAAACCCCAUGUAGCCUCACUUUCAUUUCAUAGUCUGCUGGAACUUAGAAGGGGAUUGGAGAAUGGUACAAUGCUGUUAGACAUAGAAGCAACCGAUCUGCCAACAAUUGUAAACAACAUUAUCGACAGCAUGAUUAUACAUGAUCAAAUUAAGCCGGAAAACAAAGGAAAUAUACUAAGAACUCUGCUUCUUAAACAUAAACAUGUUGGUCAAAGAGAAAACUUUAUCCGACGGAAUUUUUCGUAUAUGAAUCUACGUGGAUUAGACAGAUACAGACAUCAGAGUACUAAGCAUUCCUUGAUGAAGUCACUGUCGACUGCUAGUUUCAAUUCAGAAGGAUCUCGAAACAGUCUUGACCACAAAGACAGGAACUUUAGUCGUCAGGAUUCAGUGAGGGAGAAAUUAUUGGAUGAGAACCAUGACAACAAGGGCAAGCUAGAAUUUGUUAAAGUCGAUGUUGACAACAAUAUGCCAUCAGACGGUGUACAUAUUGGGAUUGCUCCAGCUCAGGACCCUCAUCACAAGAACAUCCAGGAUAUAAUGAGGAGGAUCCCAAAGGGAGCAGAAGCUACCACAGUACUCGUAGGAUGUGUGGAUUACCUGACUAAACCAGCUGUUGCUUUCGUCCGAUUGGCUGAGGGUCAAUACCUUGAUAACCUGACGGAGGUGCCACUUCCUGUUCGGUUUCUGUUUCUGUUACUCGGACCGGAGAAUAGCGGAAUGGAUUAUCAUGAAGUUGGUAGAUCUAUAUCUACUCUGAUGUCCAAUCAGCAUUUUCACGAUGUAGCUUACAAAGCUGAAAGUCGAGGUGAAUUGUUGGGUGCCAUUAAUGAAUUCCUUGAUGAAUCCAUAGUGCUGCCACCUGGUGACUGGGACCAGAAGACACUCUUACCUAUUAUGGAUAUGGCAAGGAAGAAAGCAAGACAGAAAAGGAAAAAACAACAAAAGGAAGAAGAAAAACAAGCUCUUCUAGAGAAGGAGAAAAAAGAUAAAAUUCCGUUGGAUCCAUUGAAAAGGACUAAAAAGAUAUUUGGUGGACUUUAUUACGACAUUAAAAGACGUUAUCCUCACUAUAUUAGUGAUUUUAAGGACGGAUUUAAUCUGAAAUGCCUGGCAGCCAUUGUAUUUAUAUUUUUCGCCUGUUUCGCUCCCUGUAUUGCAUUUGGUGGUCUUCUCAGUGAGAAGACUUAUGAUUAUCUUGGUGUCAAAGAAACUGUGAUAAGCACAUCUGUUUGUGGGAUUAUAUUUGCCUUGUUAGCAGGACAACCUUUAAUGCUUGUUGGUGCUACUGGACCUGUCCUGGUUUUUGAACAGUCCCUUUAUAUGUUUUGUAAGAAUAAUAAUAUAGAGUUUUUGACGAUGCGGGUAUGGAUAGGAUUCUGGGUAAUGUUGAUCUCUAUAGUAGCUGUUGCAGCAGAGAGCAGUGUCCUUGUCCGUCAUAUCUCCAGAUUUACCGAAGAAAUAUUUGCCAUUCUCAUCUCGCUCAUUUUCAUUUUUGAGGUCAUCAAGAAAAUUGAUGAGACAUUCAAGGAUCAUCCAUUGUUAUUAGAUUACUGUGCCAAAGACAAUUUGACUAAUCUGUCGUCUAACGGCAAUGUUACCCUUCACCCUGUGUUAAAUGUGACUUCGUUGCCUGGAUAUACGUUUGCCAAUGAUUCUUUUCAAGAGGAGGCUGAGAGUGAUACUCAUUACAAUAAAUACCUCCAUUACAAAGAGGUUACUAAUAGACCUAAUACGGCUCUAAUGUCUACGAUUUUAACAUUAGGGACAUUUCUCAUCGCAUAUUUCCUAAGGAUUUUUCGAAACAGUAAAUUUUUAGGAAGAAGGGCAAGAAGAGCUUUGGGAGAUUUUGGGAUUGUUAUUUCUAUUAUUUUAAUGGUGCUGUUAGAUUUAUCAAUAGGAGAAAGUGUAUAUACUCAGAAAUUACAAGUUCCGCCCACUUUAGAACCUACACUCAAACGUGGCUGGUUGGUGAAUCCUAUAGGUACAAAGAAGAGGUUUGAGGUGUAUAUUAUAUUCGCCUCGUUUAUUCCAGCUGCUCUGAUCUUUUUGCUGCUCUAUCUUGAAACUCAAAUCACAGAGAUGAUAUUAAACAAGAAAGAGUUUAAGAUGAAGAAAGGAUCAGGAUUCCAUUUAGACAUGAUUUUAGUCGGGGUCAUGACCUUUAUGUGUUCAUUGUUUGGCUUGCCAUGGAUGUGUCCAGCAACCGUCAGGACGAUUGCUCAUGUGUCAGCACUCAGCGUCAUGAGCAGACAUCACGCUCCGGGAGAAAAACCAAAGUUAAUGGAAGUUAAGGAGCAGAGAGUUACUGCACUUGUUAUGAAUAUUGUUAUAGGUAUAUCCUUAUUCUGGGAGCCUGUUUUAAAGGCUGUGCCUAUGGCUGUGCUGUUUGGUGUGUUUCUGUAUCUAGGUAUCUCUUCAUUGAGUGGGGUACAGAUGUUUAAAAGACUCAAACUUUUACUCAUUCCAGUCAAAUAUCAUCCAUCCAGAGGAUUUGUUCGUAGAGUGAAGACUAUGAAGAUGCAUCUAUUCACCAUCAUACAGCUCGUACUCCUCGUUCUGCUGCUGAUCAUUAAAUCCACUGCUGCAGCCUUAGCAUUCCCAUUGUUUGUUAUACUCCUUGUGCCCCUCAGAAUGAGGGGAUUACCUAAGAUAUUUACUGGUCAAGAGUUACACGAGCUUGACCAGGAAGAAGAAGAUUCUGAUGAUGAAGAUAUAGAUGACCCAGAUUUCUAUCAGUUGGCCCACAUGCCAGUAUAAGAAAACACUUUAAAGAUACUGAACUUAAAUCAAACACUAAAGUGAUGCUGAUUAUGUCUGCUUUGAUUUUGUUUUUAUUUCAUCAUAACUAUUUUGAGAUUUUGGAAAUCCAAGCAAGAUUAAGUGUUCAGAGUUGUGUUUUUAUUUUAUUUUUAAACUUUAUUAGAUAAUUAGAUAUGACUCAAUAUUUAUUCAAGGAAAUGUGAUCAUGUGAUCCUGUAAAUUCAGAAAUUAUUGCAUCAAUUUAUUAUAGUGGUUUUUUUCAAGAAUGGACCUAAAUGUGAGUUAUUGUGAUUUUGAAAUAUCUACAUACAGGUUUCAGUUAUCUGAAUGCUAGUCCUUAUCACCUGGGAGACUAACCCAGUCACAUUAUUCAAAUUGAUUAAAAAAAAAACUCACAAUAAUUUCUGAAUUUAUAAUUAUAUUGCAAUUGCUGUAAAAAUUUGGGAAA
Molecule: messenger RNA, 5648 nt
Organism: Mytilus trossulus (common blue mussel)
Lineage: Eukaryota; Metazoa; Mollusca; Bivalvia; Mytilida; Mytilidae
Product: anion exchange protein 3-like
Exons: 27
Coding region: 398-5197 (1599 amino acids)
Biological process (GO): regulation of intracellular pH; monoatomic anion transport; transmembrane transport
Cellular component (GO): plasma membrane
Molecular function (GO): solute:inorganic anion antiporter activity; monoatomic anion transmembrane transporter activity
Source: RefSeq, a predicted model, not a curated record